AUGCGCAGGUCGUUCAUCGCUGCGAUCAAGCAGGACGCACAGGCUGAACCUGCCGCUGAGACGCCUCACCACUCGGGCGCUGGCUUUGGCGUCCCUCAACUCAAGCCCUUCAAGGUCCCGACAUCGACCAGCGCCACCCGCUCGCGGCAGCUAGGCGGCACUCGCUCGUCCACCAAGCGGCCCAGGGUCGUCUUCACCGAGAACGAUUUCUACACGAAUGUCGGGUCGGGCAUAGACGCAGACGACGACAGAGGCGGGAAGAAGGCGAAGAAGGCGGCGGGGAAGAAGAAGAAGGGCGACGACGACUCGGACGACGACGGCGCGAAGAAGAAGCGAGGCUUUGGGUUCGUCGACAAGUAUGUCCCGCCCCCUCCGCCGAAACAGUUCCCGGUCUACCGUCCCAAAGCUGCCGACUCGACCAUGACCAAGGCGUUCACCUUGCCCGGCAUCAAGAAGGGCGGCGCCAUCCUCGACACCAAACUCUCCCUCAAACCGCUCGGCACGCGCCAGGCCGGAGAGUUCAUCCCCGCCCCGCUCUACGACCCGCUUGACGACCAUUCCAUCGUCUUGUGGGACCCGACAGUCGAUGACCGCGAAGCUGAGCGCGAGAUGGAGCGUCUCCGGAAGGAGAAGGAGGAAAAGGAGCGCGCAGAGGAGGACGGCAAGACCGCUCUCGAGAAGGAGCGCAAAAAGGUGCACAAGAGCCUCGCCGAGAUACUCGGCAUCGCGGACCGCAAAGCGCGCGCGCAUCUGGUCAAAAAGGUCGCGGUCGUGAUCGACCCGCGUCUCGGCAGCAAGUUGAGGCCGCAUCAGGUGGAGGGUGUCAAGUUCUUGUACAAAUGCACGACCGGCAUGACGGACGAGAACGCCUACGGCUGCAUCAUGGCUGACGAGAUGGGUCUCGGCAAGACGCUUCAAUGCAUCACCCUCAUGUGGACCCUCCUCCGCCAGUCGCCUAUCCCGAACAAGCCUGCCAUCGACAAGGCCAUUGUCGUCUGUCCUUCGUCGCUAGUCAAGAACUGGGCGAACGAGUUGAUCAAGUGGCUCGGUCCGGGGACGGUCAACCCGCUUGCUGUCGAUGGGAAGGUCACGGGUGCCGAGCUGAUCAAGGAGGUUAGGCAGUGGGCUGCGUCGAAGGGGAAGCAGGUGGUCAAGCCGAUCUUGAUCGUUUCGUACGAGUCGCUGCGCGAGAAGAUCGUCGACGAGCUGAACGGUACCGAAGUUGGCCUCAUCCUCGCCGACGAGGGCCACCGUCUCAAGAACCCGAACAGCGCAACGUACAGCUCGAUCAUGCAGAUCAACUGCAAGAGGCGCGUUAUCCUCACCGGCACGCCCAUCCAGAACGACCUCGUCGAAUACUUCGCCUUGAUCAACUUCUGCAACCCCGGUUACCUCGGCACCGCGACCGAGUUCCACAAGCAGUACGAGCUGGCGAUCAUCAAGGGCCGCGAUGGGGACGCAACCGACAAGCAGAAGGAGAAGGGUGACGAGGCGAUGAAGGCGCUCAGCGAGAAGGUCAGCCGGUUCAUCAUUCGUCGGACCAAUGACCUGCUCAGCAAGUACCUCCCCGUCAAGUACGAACACGUCGUCUUCUGCGCGCUCUCGCCCUUCCAGCUCGCCCUCUACCGCUUCUUCAUGAACUCGCCCGAAAUGAAGGCCCUCCUGCGCGGCAAGGACUCGCAGCCGCUCAAGGCGAUCGGCAUCCUCCGCAAGCUGUGCAACCACCCCGACAUCGUUGACUUUGCGAAGGAUAUGCCAGGCGCCGAGACGUGCUUCCCGGACGGCUAUGACCGGAACGACAGGAGGAGGAAGAUUGACCCGACGCUCAGUGGCAAGAUGGCGGUUGUUGACCGCUUCAUCACCAAAAUGCGCGCCGAGACAAACGACAAGAUCGUCCUCGUCAGCAACUUCACCACGACGCUUGACAUGCUCGAGGAGCUCUGCCGCAUCAGGCGCUGGGGCUCCCUCAAGCUCGACGGCACGAUGGACGUCCGCAAGCGCCAGAAAUUGGUCGACCAGUUCAACAACCCCGACUCGGACAAGGUCGUCUUCCUCCUCUCGUCGAAGGCAGGAGGUUGCGGCAUCAACUUGAUCGGCGCCAACAGGCUGAUCCUGUAUGACCCUGACUGGAACCCCGCCAGCGACAUGCAGGCUCUCGCGCGUGUCUGGCGUGACGGUCAGAAGAAGGAUUGUUUCGUCUACCGCUUUGUCGCGACCGGAACGGUCGAGGAGAAGAUCUUCCAGCGCCAGUCGCACAAGCAGAACCUCUCGUCCGUCGUCGUCGACUCGAACAAGGACGUUGAGCGUCACUACACGGGCGAGAAUCUGCGCCAGCUUUUCCUCCUCAAGGACUCUGCUUGCGAGACGCACGACUUGUUCAAGUGCAAGCGGUGCAAGAAUGGCCGCCAGUUCAUCAAGUCUCCCGCCAUGCUCUACGGCGACACGUCGACCUGGAACCACUUGACGAACGACUGCCUUCGCAACAUACACGACUCGCUCCUUCGCGCCGAGACUGGUCUCGACAGCGUCACUGCCUGCUUCCAGUACAUCUCUACCUGA
Molecule: messenger RNA, 2559 nt
Organism: Rhodotorula toruloides NP11
Lineage: Eukaryota; Fungi; Basidiomycota; Microbotryomycetes; Sporidiobolales; Sporidiobolaceae
Product: DNA repair and recombination protein RAD54
Exons: 15
Coding region: 1-2559 (852 amino acids)
Biological process (GO): double-strand break repair via synthesis-dependent strand annealing; reciprocal meiotic recombination
Cellular component (GO): nucleus
Molecular function (GO): DNA translocase activity; ATP-dependent chromatin remodeler activity; ATP binding
Source: RefSeq, a predicted model, not a curated record